Molecule: messenger RNA, 615 nt
Organism: Fraxinus pennsylvanica
Lineage: Eukaryota; Viridiplantae; Streptophyta; Magnoliopsida; Lamiales; Oleaceae
Source: the annotation of a GenBank genome assembly
AUGGAAGGUUUGCGUGGUGGUCUGAGCCUCCUGUUCAGCCUCAACAAGGCAGAGGUGGAGGAUGAUAAUUUUGAGCUUCAAGAAGAGGAUAUGUGGUGUAACUAUAAACCAAAAGAGGAGCAAGAUUCAGGCUCAAAAUCCAACCCAAAAAAGAAUCUGAACUACCCUUUUGAUUUGGCUUUAGCAACUACGCUUUCAUGGAGCAUUCCUAUAGUCCCAAAAAUCAUCCUGAGGGCAAAGAGCGGUGGUAGCGGUGGCCGCCAGGAGCCGACACCUAGCAAGGUAGCGGCAUCCCGCACUUCAACCCCUAUUCCUAUUCCAAAUUGGUCUAAGAUUUAUCCAUUAAAUCCCAACAAGGAAUUGUGGGAAGCUACAUAUGAUUUAGAGAAAGCUCUUGUUGCCAGCAAAAAACAAGUUGGAUUUAUUGAUUUUGUUGAACCUGAUGAUGAUGGUGGUGAAUUUAUCCCACCCCAUAUAAUUUUGGCGAGGAGGGAAGCCCUGGCUCAGUGUAUUUCGCACUCCAUGAUUGAAGGGGUUGGAAGGACUCUCAAGGGAAGAGAUCUCACUGAUAGGAGGAAUUCCAUUUUGAAAUUAACUGGCUUUAUUGAAAAUUAA